This is a messenger RNA of Paraglomus brasilianum, 1026 nucleotides long. The record is from the annotation of a GenBank genome assembly. NCBI's taxonomy places the organism in Eukaryota, Fungi, Glomeromycota, Glomeromycetes, Paraglomerales, Paraglomeraceae.
AUGGCGGACGAUAAUGGAGAGCAAAAUCCGCAUUCGUCAGUUAGUAGUCUUUCAGCGGCGGGAGGAAAUUUUGUAACGGUGACCGAGAAUGAUCUUACAGACAGUGUCAGCUGGUCGUCAGCCAGUGGGAGCACGGAACUAUUGAAAACUCGAGAAAAAAACGAAUUUACAACGGCCGACGACGCCUCUUCCGCUACUGCUGCGACGACUACUGUUCCUGGAAUCGAUACGAUUUACAACGCAUCAACUACUGUUACUGAAUCUGAAGACAUCUCACAGAUGCUUGCUCAAUCAGAAACAUCCUCCUCUUCGCCUUCACUUUCAGGCUUUCUCGAACCUCCAGAUUCUCCCUCCCAGAUGUCGAUCGCAUCAGACGAUGGUAGUAUACACAUGGUUAACGCAGAAACCAUCUCGCCGGUCAUCGUAUCCCCAGCAUCAUCACUGGAGGGCUCGCACGAGGAAGAGGAUGGCGAUAAUGUUAUUAUACAUACAUCACGUAGCGAAAGUGAAAGCCAGAUGAGGGAAAGCAGAGGGGAAGAAAGGUCACCACAAUUUACACCCACUGUCAUUACGAGGAGUUUCAUACCUGGCGAAGGUAAUGCGCAAGGUCGAAAUGACAAUGUGUCGGGUUUUAGCAAUAGCAGACGAGACCCUGGAUCUUCUUCUGUUCUAGAGUUGCCCGAGGCUGCUGACCCUAAUACUGUCUUUAAUACAAAUAUAGCUCAUGCGGGCGAUACACAUUUGACGAGAUCGAUACCCGUGGACAAGUCACAACCUCGUGGCAAAGUCAACAUUCUAUUCCAACCUCAACAUCGUCAAUCUCUUGUGGCUCAGCUAAAUGAAGGCACAAACACGAGAGAAAUCAUCGUGGGAAUAAUUAAAGACCAUAUAUUGAAACCAUUUUUGCAAGGUUUUGCAUUAGGCAUAGCUGCACAUCUAUAUCGAUAUCUCAGAUCUGGUAGAACUUCGGUAGCGGGUGUCUGGAAAAGAAAUUCAAAGGCGACUAACAAUUAUAAUGAGAAAUAA